Molecule: messenger RNA, 1410 nt
Organism: Plasmodium vivax (malaria parasite P. vivax)
Lineage: Eukaryota; Apicomplexa; Aconoidasida; Haemosporida; Plasmodiidae
Product: variable surface protein Vir12, putative
Exons: 3
Coding region: 1-1410 (469 amino acids)
Source: RefSeq, a predicted model, not a curated record
AUGGCAACUCAAAACAAGAAAAAUUGGGACUACGUUUUGAAAGGUUCUGCAUCAUUUGAAUUAUAUGACGAAUUCAAUAAAGAAGUCCCUGAUGAAAAAAAGAUUAACAGUAAUGACUGUAAUGAAUUCAAAUCGACAAGUAAUGGUUACAAAAAAGAGGCUUAUGAAUUAUGCAAAAAAAUUAUACGAAAUUUAAAUAAUUUACACGAUAUAGUUGUUCCUGAAACUCGUAGAUAUAACUGUUUGCACUACAAAUAUUGGAUAAAUAAUGAACUAAUAAAUAUUUUUAAAAAUGAUUCCGAAACUAAAUAUGACAUUGAUAUGAUUAAAAAAUUCCUGAAUAUGCAAGACACAUUUAAUAAUGAAAAAAAAUAUUAUAGCUGUAAAUAUGAUAUUAAUAAGAUAAAUUUGGAAUAUUUACAAGAAAUGAGUGAUAGGAAGGAUUUAAACGAUUAUUUCAAUAAUUAUAAUACUAUUAAAAAGAAUAUAAAAUGUGGAUCUGGUAAAGUAGAUACGUUUGAGGAAUACGUAAAUCAUAUUAAAGGACUAUAUGAUAAGUACAAAAAGAAUUGUUGGGACCAUUUUGAUUACUGGCUAAGCGAUUGUCGCUCUUAUUUUAGACGUGGAGAAGAGUAUGAUCCAAAUAUAUUGCUUUCAAAUUUAAAGUGCGAUAGCGAAAAUAGAACAGGAGAACAAGCUAAUAGGGGAGGAACAGGUUCUGUAAAAUAUGUACCCAAAAAAAGAAUGACAUUUCAUUAUCUUAAAUGUAAGGAUAAUGCUGAGAAAAAACCUAUUAUGUGUGCUUUAGUCCCAGUGACUAUGGAGUAUAAAGAUGAUAAAGUUGAAGUUAAAGAGAAUAAUAAAGCGGUACGAAAAGGAAUUCCUAAACCACCAGAUCCAUGGUCAACAUUCGGAGGUAUACUACAUAAAAAGAGUGAAAUAACUGCUCAAAGUUUAAACGAAGGUGUUCCUAAUGACUCCCAAGUAGAUUCAGAUGUACCAGGGAGUGAUCCAUCGAAUUCUGAAUUUUUAACGGAAGCAGAUGGUGUAUCACCUUACUUGGUGUUGACGGAUGACGAAAUUAAAUGGAGAAUACUUGAUUAUGAGACAUUGGAUUGUAGGAACUAUGCAUCAGAAGAUACUUAUGGGUUGUGUAAACGCUUAAAUCAACUACAUCAGGAAGGGAAAUUUAAAUCACAACCGAAGCCUAGUAGUUACAAUGAAACAUCCCGAGGAAACUUCAGUAGGGGAGUUAAUUCAUUAAAUGCAGUAUCAUAUGACAUGGAGGAAGAUUACGAAAAUUCUUCUAAUACGUCGGAUGAUAUGUAUGCUUUAUUAAAGUCUAGCAAAUUCCGUACAGGAACAUUAUGCAAAAUGAUAAUUUAUUGGAUGAGGCAAAUGAGAAUUUGA